This is a messenger RNA of Zophobas morio, 650 nucleotides long. RefSeq lists its product as uncharacterized. The record is from RefSeq and is a predicted model, not a curated record. The transcript has 3 exons. Lineage: Eukaryota; Metazoa; Arthropoda; Insecta; Coleoptera; Tenebrionidae. Bases 83 to 577 code for a protein of 164 amino acids.
ACUUUACUUUUAACGACAAGCGGCUAUAUAAGCAACAAAUGAACAACACUGACUAUUGAUAUAGUAUCUGGCAAGUUUAACGAUGCACCUUCAAGCUUCAACUUUCUGGGCACUUUUGCUUCUGGGUGCCGCAAGCACCACUUCCGCUGCUGAUUGUGGCAAUCUGGAUCAAAACAUCGUCAUCAGAAGCCACAAGUCAGGGUUGGUUUUAGUCGCUGAUGAAGUGUUGAACAUUAUAACUCUGCAAGUUUACGACCGGUCGGUUAGCCAACGGUUCCAUUUUCAACCUGGUGUGACCCUUGCAUCUUUCAAUAUUAUUAGUAACAGCACAGGGUUAGCUUUGGACAUCAUUGAGAAUGGGAGUCUCUAUGUUGCAACUUUGACUGAACUCAAUGAUUUGAAAAGUCAAGAGUUUUACAUCAAUUCAGAUGGUGCUAUUGUCAGUGGUGCCUAUCCAGAUUAUGCUUUGGGUGUAAGGAAUGGCGAUUUUACCCCGGGGAGCUACAUAGUGCUGACUCCACAUACAGAGGAGAACAUUGAAAGUGAACAGUUUUCAUUGGAAUUUUCGCAGAGUUGAAGCACGAUUUUAUUUUAUUAUGUUGAGAAUAUUGUCAUUGUGUUGUCAAUAAACCUACAGUUGUUAUAAAUAA